Messenger RNA from Puma concolor (puma), 576 nucleotides. It is a transcript of the gene FAU, whose product is annotated as FAU ubiquitin like and ribosomal protein S30 fusion. Gene Ontology annotation, molecular function: protein binding; structural constituent of ribosome. Gene Ontology annotation, biological process: translation. Gene Ontology annotation, cellular component: cytosolic small ribosomal subunit; ribosome. NCBI's taxonomy places the organism in Eukaryota, Metazoa, Chordata, Mammalia, Carnivora, Felidae. The record is from RefSeq and is a predicted model, not a curated record.
CAGAGACCUUCGCGGUCGCUCAGCAGUGACGUAGCGCGCAGCAGGCGGUGAGGACGUGCGCGCCCUUCCUCCUUCCUCUUUCUCGACUCCAUCUUCGUGGUUGCGGCUGCGGUGGCCGUAGUUCAGUCGCCGACAUGCAGCUCUUUGUCCGCGCCCAGGAGCUACACACCCUCGAGGUGACCGGCCAAGAGACGGUCGCCCAGAUCAAGGCUCAUGUAGCCUCUCUGGAGGGCAUGUUCUGGAAGACUGUCAGGCUCCUGGCGGCACACGCUGAAGAUGAGGCCAUUCUGGGUCAGAAAGGGAGGGAGGCUCUGACCACCCUGGAAGUAGCCGGCCGCAUGCUUGGAGGUAAAGUCCAUGGUUCCCUGGCCCGUGCUGGGAAAGUAAGAGGGCAGACUCCCAAGGUGGCCAAGCAGGAGAAGAAGAAGAAGAAGACAGGUCGUGCCAAGCGGCGGAUGCAGUACAACCGGCGCUUUGUCAACGUUGUGCCCACCUUUGGGAAGAAGAAGGGCCCCAAUGCCAACUCUUAAGUCUGUCGUGAUCCUGGCAUUCCCCAAUAAAGCCACUUAGUCCAGA